UUUAAACUGGCAGUAGCCCUGCAUCGUAUUCACCGAAACGGCUUUCUGCUUUGUUUUUUUAAAACAUCACAGCAAGUCUGUCUGCCGACCUUGUGUAUCGAGGAACUCGCAGUUUUCAUUUAAAUAUCUCUGUAGAUACAUUUAAGAAAUGGAGGCUCAUGCGUCAGUCAACCAGCAUCCACCUAGAAAUGGACCGCAGUCGAAUCAAAAGAGAAAUGGCAGGAGAAAGCAGCCGCAGCAUUCUGCUGAUAUAGUAUUCUCCAAAGGGGCGUCUAUUCAGACCCUGCCCUCACUUAGCAAACAGCUGAAGGGGCUCACAGAGUGUGUCAUCGGUCUUCAGUAUGUGUGGGAGUACCGCAGCCCCAGUAAAUCUGUCCCACCACACUACCAGUGCAAACUCUGUGCCGUCUCCCGUUUGCAGCAUGAUAUGCUUGCCCACGUAAAAGGCUGGAAACACAGCUUCAGAUACUUGAAAAAGGUCCACCCUGACAAGGUAACCCAUGAACAGGAAGAGGCCAUCAGAGACCCUGCUGUAAGGAAGGCAAUUAAAGAAGUUACAGCUGAGGUGGAGAAGACAGAAGGGAGGGGACAACUCAAGGUGAUUCUGAAGGAGCCCUAUGAAGUUCUUGCUUUCAAAGGACUCCGUUCUGCUGCUCCUAAAGUUAUGCCUCCACUAGCACCAGGGAUGGGAAUUAAGGGACCGCCACCCUUUGCUCCCAGGUUCUCUGAGUCGAGGUUUCCAGGGGAUUUUCCUCCUCAACGAGGUCCUCUCUCCGACUAUCCAGUGGGAGACUAUGAAGGAGCCUGGUUUCGGAGGCUUUGAUUACUCGAGCAGGCAAGAUUCCCUUGACUCUGGUAUGGAUCGAAGACCUUACCCAGAUGGGAUGGGUCAUCGCCCAGCUGGAAUUGGAGACAAUUUUGGAUCAGGUGGUGGAAAAGGUGGCUAUGGAAGGAGUGGACUACUGGAGGACCCGGGCAGAAUGUAUCCGGAUGAGUACCAGGGCCGCCAAAUGGGGAGUAGCUUGAUGAACAGACCAAUGGACAAGGCACUGGAGAGGCCAGGCUUGAUGGGAGCAGCUCCAGAAAGUAGCAGCCUUCCUAAUACACUCCUCACAUACCUGGAUACUUUCCGGAUAGAGAAUGAGAGUGAUGCACAGCUGGUGCUGAAGGUGACACAGAAACUAACAGAUGUGCUUAUGGACUACAGACUGAGGAGUGUUUCGGCGGGUUCUAGUCUGAGCAGCUUCUCAAUGAGCUCCACCGGCUUCUCCUCUACAACCCCCAAAUUGCUAAGCAGUAGCGACCGAUUCUCAAGCAGUCUCUCAGGUCCAUCCAGGUACUCUGCGGGUCCACCCAAGUAUUACAAAUGACCAUCACAAGAAGUGAUCCCUUGAUCUUCUUCUCCAUCUGUCCUAUAUGCGCAUCAGUUAUGACUACAGGAGUUGGAAACUUAAGAUUUUUUUUGUGUAUGUAUGCUUUUAGGCAUAGUUGUUUCUGUUGCUACUUAGUGGCCUUUUUUUAAUGGUUUUAUUUGUUUCAGAACAUGGGAAGAUUUAUAACUUGAAAAGUUACACAAAGUUACUUGUGCAUGUCUUCUGCAGCUUUAACUGAACAUAAGUGUAUGUCCAUUGUUAAUUUUCCAAGGCCCUGUUCUAUUAAAAGCAAUGGAGAAAAUUA
Messenger RNA from Cottoperca gobio, 1677 nucleotides. RefSeq lists its product as uncharacterized. Gene Ontology annotation, molecular function: double-stranded RNA binding; single-stranded RNA binding. Gene Ontology annotation, cellular component: precatalytic spliceosome. The record is from RefSeq and is a predicted model, not a curated record. The transcript is spliced from 12 exons. Bases 149 to 823 code for a protein of 224 amino acids. Lineage: Eukaryota; Metazoa; Chordata; Actinopteri; Perciformes; Bovichtidae.